Molecule: messenger RNA, 2391 nt
Organism: Eptesicus fuscus (big brown bat)
Lineage: Eukaryota; Metazoa; Chordata; Mammalia; Chiroptera; Vespertilionidae
Gene: MGAT5B
Product: alpha-1,6-mannosylglycoprotein 6-beta-N-acetylglucosaminyltransferase B
Exons: 18
Coding region: 1-2391 (796 amino acids)
Biological process (GO): protein N-linked glycosylation
Cellular component (GO): Golgi apparatus
Molecular function (GO): alpha-1,6-mannosylglycoprotein 6-beta-N-acetylglucosaminyltransferase activity
Source: RefSeq, a predicted model, not a curated record
AUGAUCACAGUCAACCCCGAUGGGAAGAUCAUGGUCAGAAGAUGCCUGGUCACCCUGAGACCGUUCCGGCUCUUCGUCCUGGGCAUCGGCUUCUUCUCGCUCUGCUUCCUGAUGGCGUCCCUGGGGGGCCAGUUCUCCGCCCGGCGCCCGGGGGACUCCCCGUUCACCAUCCGCACAGAAGUGACGGGGGCGCUGGAGUCCCGGGGUGUCCUCCGCAAGAUGAGCGACCUGCUGGAGCUGAUGGUGAAGCGCGUGGACGCGCUGGCCAGGCUGGAGAACAGCAGCGAGCUGCACCGCGCGCCCGGGCACGGGCAUGGGCACGGGCACUUGGCCCUGGACAGGUGGCCCCCGGGCGCCGGCCUCAUGGAGCGGAUCCAGGCCAUCGCGCAGAACGUCUCGGACAUCGCCGUGAAGGUGGACCAGAUCCUGCGCCACAGCCUCGUCCUGCACAGCAAGGUGUCCGAAGGCCGGCGGGACCAGUGUGAGGCGCCCAGUGACCCCAAGUUCCCUGACUGCUCAGGGAAGGUGGAGUGGAUGCGCGCCCGCUGGACGUCGGACCCCUGCUACGCCUUCUUCGGGGUGGACGGCACCGAGUGCUCCUUCCUCAUCUACCUCAGCGAGGUCGAGUGGUUCUGCCCCCCGCUGCCCUGGAGGAACCGGACGGCCCCCCACACGGCCCCCAAGCCCCUCCCCAAGGCCCAGGCAGUUUUCCGGAGCAACCUGUCUCACCUCCUGGACCUGAUGGGCAGCGGGAAGGAGUCUCUAAUCUUCAUGAAGAAACGGACCCGGCGGCUCGCGGCCCAGUGGGCACUGGCCGCCCAGCGCCUGGCGCGGAAGCUGGGGGGCACCCAGAGGGACCAGAAGCAGAUCCUCGUCCACAUCGGCUUCCUGACGGAGGAGUCGGGGGACGUGUUCAGCCCGAGGGUGCUGAAGGGCGGGCCCCUGGGGGAGAUGGUGCAGUGGGCGGACAUCCUGGCCGCUCUCUACGUCCUGGGCCACGGCCUGCGGGUCACGGUGUCCCUGAAGGAGCUGCAGAGUAACUUAGGGGUGCCGCCGGGCCGGGGGAACUGCCCGCUCACCGUGCCCCUGCCCUUCGACCUCAUCUACACCGACUACCACGGCCUGCAGCAGAUGAAGCAGCACAUGGGGCUGUCCUUCAGGAAGUACCGGUGCCGCAUCCGGGUCAUCGACACCUUCGGGACGGAACCCGCGUACAACCACGAGGAGUACGCCACGCUGCACGGCUACCGGACCAACUGGGGCUACUGGAACCUCAACCCCAAGCAGUUCAUGACCAUGUUCCCUCACACCCCCGACAACUCCUUCAUGGGCUUCGUGUCGGAGGAGCUGAACCAGACGGAGAAGCAGCGCAUCAAGGCGGGCAAGGCCAGCAACAUGGCCGUGGUGUACGGCAAGGAGGCCAGCAUCUGGAAGCUCCAGGGGAAGGAGAAGGUCCUGAGCAUCCUGAGCGAGCACAUGGAGGUCCACGGCACCGUGUUCUACGAGAGCCAGCGGCCCCCCGAGGUCCCCGCCUUCGUCAAGAACCACGGGCUCUUGCCGCAGCCCGAGUUCCAGCAGCUGCUGCGCAAGGCGAAGCUCUUCAUAGGGUUCGGCUUCCCCUACGAGGGCCCCGCGCCCCUGGAGGCCAUUGCCAACGGCUGUGUCUUCCUGCAGUCCCGCUUCAGCCCGCCCCACAGCUCCCUCAACCACGAGUUCUUCCGAGGCAAGCCCACCUCCAGGGAGGUGUUCUCGCAGCACCCGUAUGCGGAGCGCUUCAUCGGCAAGCCCCACGUGUGGACCGUGGACUACAACAACUCGGAGGAGUUUGAGGCCGCCAUCAAGGCCAUCAUGAGGACCCAGGUAGAGCCGUACCUGCCCUAUGAGUACACCUGCGAGGGGAUGCUGGAGCGAAUCCAUGCCUACAUCCAGCACCAGGACUUCUGCGCAGCCCCAGGCCCCGCCCCACCGGGGGCUGGAGUCCCAAAGAGCCCCUUCGUCCUGGCCCCCAAUGCCACCCACCUCGAGUGGGCCCGGAACGCCAGCCUGGCCCCCGGGGCCUGGCCCCCAGCGCACUCCCUCCGGGCCUGGCUGGCCGCCGCGGGCAGGGCCUGCACGGACGCCUGCCUGGACCGCGGGCUGGUCUGCGAGCCCUCCUUCUUCCCCUUCCUCAACAGCCAGGCCGCCUUCCAGAAGCUGCAGGUGCCCUGUGACAGCACCGAGUGGGAGAUGAACCACCUGUACCCGGCCUUCGCCCAGCCCGGCCGGGAGUGCCUCCUGCAGAAGGAGCCCCUGCUCUUCAGCUGCGCGGGCGCCAGCGCCAGCCACCGCCGGCUCUGCCCGUGCCGGGACUUCCGCCGGGGCCAGGUGGCCCUGUGCCGGGACUGCCUGUGA